CGACUGCUCAGCUCUUAUCUUUCGCCAUGGUUUUGUAAAACAAAUAAUUGACAAUUAACCAAAGGAUAAAGAGCAGGAAAUAUUGGAUGGGCAAAUGAUUUAAUCCGCCAAGAUAACUGAAGCAUGUUCAAAGCCGGCAGGUCGCCUUCGGGGAGGAUCGGUAAAAGAUAAAAGAAAAGCUUUAAAAAGCCCUCAUUGGUAGGAAGAUCGAUGGUUUUUAAAAACUGAUUAGUGCUUAAAAUGGUUGAAACAAUUGGGUACCGACACAGGCUCUGAUACAGAUCUAGAAAUCUCUGCUUGUAUGAUAUGAAGAAAGUAUCAUGUUUCCAAUUGGCAGAUUGCAGCACCAUUGUUAUGUCCUGAACAAUUUCUGGAUUCCUUCCUAUUGCAGGCUUCUUCAAUAUGCAAUCAUGCCAGAUCUGAAAGUGAAAUGCUAUCUUUAUGGUGUUGUGUUGAAGUAUUGUUUUGAACUGCAGCCAAGGAGCAUGAUAGGGUUGAGGUUCUUGCAUUGGUGAAAGGCAAGAAAGGAGUCGCUAUACAAUGCAGGUCCACAUAUCGCCUAGUAUGAGAAGCAUUACCAUUUCCACCAGCAAUGGCUUCCUUGACUUUAUGAAGGCGAAGGGAGCAGCUCGUCAUUUGUCUUUUAGGACCCUCCUCCACACCAUGCUUGUGCUCGCAUUUUUGUUGCCUUUUAUCUUCAUUUUGACGGCCCUCGUUACACUGGAAGGGGUCAACAAGUGUUCCUCCUUCAGUGAUUGUCUUAGCAGGAGAUUAGGACCAAGCCUUUUGCGGAGGGCAGAUCCUUCGUCAAGAAUGGCACAAGAUAUAUAUGAAGUCCUCCUGCAAGCAAGCAAUGAAGAACUUCCUGAAGGAUUAACAGUUCCCGAAUCAUUCAAUGAACUUAUCACUGAUAUGAAAAUGAAUCAGUAUGAUGCCAAGAUGUUUGCCUUCAAGACAAAAGCCUUGGUUGAGCACUUGGAGAAACAAACUCGUUCAUCAAAACUACAAGAAUAUGUGUAUAGGCAUUUCGCAUCAAGUGGCAUUCCAAAAGGGAUGCAUUGCCUCUCUCUUCAGUUAGCGGAUGAGUAUUCCUCUAACGCCCAUGCUCGUAGACAGUUGCCACCUCCUGAAUUAGUCCCUCACCUUACAGAUAACUCGUACCAUCACUUUGUUCUGGCCACUGAUAAUGUCCUUGCAGCUUCGGUGGUAGUUGGCUCAGCUAUAAGAGCUUCUUUGAAGCCAGAAAAGAUUGUCUUUCAUGUCAUAACAGAUAAAAAGACAUAUGCUGCAAUGCAUUCAUGGUUUGCUUUACAUCCUCUUCCACCUGCAAUUGUUGAGGUUAAAGGAGUACAUCAAUUCGACUGGUUGACAAAAGAUAAUGUGCCUGUCUUAGAAGCCCUGGAGAGUCACAUGGAAAUCCGAAGGUAUUACCAUGGAGACCAUGUUAUUGGGACAAACUUGAAUGAAUCUCCAAGAAUUGUAGCUUCAAAACUCCAAGCUCGAAGUCCCAAAUACAUAUCAAUAAUGAACCACUUGCGCAUAUAUCUUCCAGAGCUUUUCCCAAACCUUCACAAAGUGGUUUUUCUGGAUGAUGAUGUUGUUGUUCAACAUGAUUUGUCUCCCCUGUGGGAUAUUGGUCUUAAAGGAAAGGUCAAUGGAGCAGUUGAAACAUGCAGAGGCGAUGAUCACUGGGUCAUGUCCAAGCACUUCAGAACUUAUUUCAAUUUCUCUCAUCCCCUUAUAGCGAAUAAUUUUGAUCCAGAGCAAUGUGCGUGGGCAUAUGGGAUGAACAUCUUUGAUUUACAAGCAUGGAGAAAGACAAACAUCAGAGAAACGUAUCACUAUUGGCUUAAACAGAACAUAAACUCCAAUCUGACUCUCUGGCGGUUGGGAACUCUUCCACCUGCAUUGAUUGCAUUUAACGGCCAUGUUCAGCCUAUUGAUCCUUCUUGGCAUAUGUUAGGAUUGGGAUACCAAUCUGAAUCAAAUCCCAUAAAUAUUCGUAAUGCUGCUGUGAUCCACUAUAAUGGGCAGGCAAAACCGUGGUUGGAUAUUGCCUUCCCUGAGCUAAGACCGUUUUGGACAAAACAUAUAAAUUACUCUAAUGAGUUUUUAAAAAAAUGUCAUAUCAUGGAGUCCUAAUUUUCAACAUUUGGCAGUUCAUUUCCAUUCCAAUCCCAACCCAUUCAUUCUUUUGCACUGUAAGCAAGCGGGUUCUAGGCAAAAUUCCAGCUAAGUUUGCCUGCAUUUUUGCCUGACAGGCAGAUGGCACUAAGGCUCAGUAUUACAUGAGCCUUUUUUGUUGUCAUUGCCGCUAUUGUUCUUUCUACUGUCCCAAAAAUGGGAAUAUGUGAUCCUAAUGGUUCAAAUCUGCUAUUUGUGAUAAGAUAGGAUCCUCUUGAAACAAUUGCCAUGCAAUUCCAUUCAAGAUUCUAUUCAUUUAUAAAAAGGCAACACGCUUAAGUGAAAUAUUUGAGGAAGGUUGCGAGAGCUAUCUUCUCAACAAAAACGAAUUCCUUUGUAGUUGUCAAAUGCUUAAUCAUUGGUAAGAUUAAUUUGUAUGUGUCAACAUACAUA
This is a messenger RNA of Cryptomeria japonica (Japanese cedar), 2577 nucleotides long. RefSeq names its product probable galacturonosyltransferase 13. Bases 541 to 2142 code for a protein of 533 amino acids. The record is from RefSeq and is a predicted model, not a curated record. NCBI's taxonomy places the organism in Eukaryota, Viridiplantae, Streptophyta, Pinopsida, Cupressales, Cupressaceae. The transcript has 6 exons. Gene Ontology annotation, molecular function: polygalacturonate 4-alpha-galacturonosyltransferase activity.